ACUGGCCGCGCCGUCCCGCGUGGUCAUGCGAGGACUAAAAGCAACACGUCCGAAGCAACAAUCCAACAAGACCGAGACACACCAGAUCCAAAAGCAGCAAAAAACUGGAUUCCAUCUAUUCAGACGAAGCAACCGUCGCUUUCAUCAAACGCACCUUGUGCGCUCAACAACCUCACAGGACCAGAGGGUAGCAGAGCACGGAAUACCUCCAAACCUUUGUCCGAAUUAUUACCACCUUUGACCACUUCUAACCAAGUCGACCUCCAGCUUUAUGCUCUGAUAUCCAUCAUAAUCAAGGACUUUGUACAGGCUUGGUACUCCAGAAUCACCCCGGACCAAGAGGAAAUCUAUCACGCCAUCAACCCGCAUCCUGCUCUUUCCCCCGUCCCCUUCGAGCCUGGGUCUCUCGCAUCAUUAGAUCAGGCCGAGAACGAAGCUGCAUGGCGUCAGUUACUGAUUCAAGGAGUUUUGUCUCAUCUGCUCCCGCCAGAGGACCUGAAGAAUCCACCGCUAAGAGUCUUAGUAACCGAGAUAUUCUCUGAGUUGAUCAUUGGACGCGGAGUCUGCGGCAAUAUUUGUGAAGGCUGGUUCAUCUGGGAUGUUGUCUCUAAGCUGCUUGCCAUUCUACGUCCACCUGAACCUGAAGUACAACAGGAACUACCCAUCAGCCCGAAUCGCCUCGAGAAGUUUGGACUUCUCGCAGAUGAUAGUGACGACGCCGAAGAGCCACCCACCGUUACCACGAGAAGUCCAGUGGAUACUUUAUCCGGCAUGUUCUGGCAAGUCAUGCAAUACGCCUUCCUUGUCUUCAUCUCGAUAAGGGCGUUCUUCACAGCUCUGUCAGAUGCCGCAACCCUGCCUCCAAGGACGAAUAGCAGAGAAGAUACGACACAUGCUGAGUUAGACGAUAGUGGGUCACUAUGGCAGCAAUCAACACACGACAGUACGAAGAAACCAAUCCUGGGAAUGUCUCUCUUGAGCUGCUGCUCGCACUUGCUUUCUUUGGACUUGCAGAUGCCUUGGCUCACCACCAUGGGUUCGUACAUACAGUGGCUUCUGAUCUGCAGCUCAUGGAAGGUGGGUCACACAAACAGCAGAUUGGACAGG
Molecule: messenger RNA, 1107 nt
Organism: Aureobasidium musti
Lineage: Eukaryota; Fungi; Ascomycota; Dothideomycetes; Dothideales; Saccotheciaceae
Source: the annotation of a GenBank genome assembly